Molecule: messenger RNA, 1457 nt
Organism: Porites evermanni
Lineage: Eukaryota; Metazoa; Cnidaria; Anthozoa; Scleractinia; Poritidae
Source: the annotation of a GenBank genome assembly
AAAUGGCCUGCAAGUCCCGAUGAAGAGAGCAGUAUUGACUUUUUCCUGCGAGUGGAAAACUACAAUAAAACUGGAGAAAUGGUAAGAAUCAAUCCGAGACUUUCUAAAACUGUUAGCGUAUAAGGUUUGCUGAAUAGAGUCAAUAGCGUUAUUAAAAUCUUACAGUAAGUGCCAAACAAGAAUAGCUUGCUAGGCACUUUCUGACUCACGUAACACAGCUUGAUGUUGACUAAAAUUCUUAUAAAUGAAGUCAUAAUGCCAACUCUCUAUUACAGACACUUAUCUUAUACCUAAGGAUACCUACUCCAUACAAUUCCCGUGGCGCUCUUAUGGAUCAUUAUACGUUUCUGGGAAACUGCCCUCCUACCCUUCCCCUAAGGCAACAUUUUGACCUAACUGAUAAGUAAGUGUUAAUGUUGGCUUAGGGGAGAGGUAGGUGGGCAGUUUCCCAGAAACGUUUAAUGAUCACACUUCUUUAUCGCCCCAUGUGAGGUAAGACAGUCUUGGAUUCUGGAUUCCACGCUGUGGAUUCCGGAUUCCAGAUACUGGGUUCCGGAUUCUCUGUUAGUGGAACUUAAGGGAUUCCGGAUUCCAAUCUUCAGCGGGAUUCCGGAUUCAUCGAGGUGAAUUACGCAUUCCAAAACCAAGGAUUCCGGGUUCCUUCAAGAAAAAAUUUCAUGCGGGGUAGCAUAUAAAAGGAUGACACAAAAUUGCACGUUGGUAUUGACCAAGUUCAUUCAAACAUUCCCUGAUUGACAUGUAUAAUAUCUCUGACAAUGGGACAUUUUUCCCUUUCUUCCAGCCUUUACGGAUCCUCAAAACAAACUGCCGUAUAUUGAGAACAUUUAUCGCCCUGCUGGUUAAUUCUACAAAUCAGCUAAGGAGUUUUCAAGUUUCUGAAGGCGUAAAGAGUAAGCUGGUGCAGCUAAAAAAACAGACCAGGACACUGUUAAAUUGUCUGAGAAGAAUGGUGGCAAUUAUAAAAUUUGUGAGUGAAUUGUUUUUAACAACUGUCUUUGUAAAAGUUCUGUAGGCAUAUAUGCUAAAACUUUGCUUGACUAUUUUGAAUGACGUUCUUAGUUUAGGGUUUUGUCCCUACGAAAGUCUGCAUGAAAGGCUAAAUAAUCUCUGGCUACGUGGCUAUACAGGCAUUUGAAAUAUAGAUUCCUUCUUCUUAUGUUGUUCUAAAUUGUGGGCUUGUAGUAAAAUCCCGCCAACUUAUGAUUCCAGCCAUUGACAGUGUCCUCAUUUUUUCUAUUCCACAGAACCAGCAGGGACAAAGAACAGCCAAAAACCCUGGGAAUCGAGAGGAUCACGAUGUUAUUGUUUCUUCAAAUACCGGCUCAGCUUCAACCAUUGAAGAUGCUGCCUUGAGGACAAAGCUUAUAUUGGAUGAGUUAACCACAAAUGCUUUCAAUCUGAUCCAAGACUUACGGAAAAUACAAACUUGUAACUAA